Colletotrichum abscissum is the source of this 306-nucleotide messenger RNA. RefSeq lists its product as uncharacterized. The coding region runs from base 1 to 306 and encodes 101 amino acids. NCBI's taxonomy places the organism in Eukaryota, Fungi, Ascomycota, Sordariomycetes, Glomerellales, Glomerellaceae. The record is from RefSeq and is a predicted model, not a curated record. The transcript has 2 exons.
AUGUUCAGACAAGCUUCAAGAAACUUCACAACCAACGCUCGCAUGCCGCCGAGCUACUUUUUGCAAACUCCCCGUCGACUCGCCAUGAGAUGGAUCCCGCCCACAGUAGCAGUCGUCGCCGUUGGCUACGGCCUCAACGCCUACCGAGAAGGCGCGGUCGAACGUCGCCGAGCAAAGAACGCCGCGGCGGAGAAGCAGGCAAUUGAAGAUCGCAUGCGGGCGGCAAAACUCAUGGACGCCUACGGCGACCGAUCGAGUCUCGAGGAGCUAGAAAAGGCGAUGGCAGUCUACGAAUCCCAAAAUUAA